ACAGCUACUACACCAACUACAGCAACUACACAAACUACAGCUACUACACCAACUACAGCUCCUACACCAACUACAGCUCCUACACCAACUACAGCAACUACACUAACUACACCAACUACAGCUACUACACCAACUACACCAACUACAGGAACUACAGCUACUACACCAACUACAGCAACUACACUAACUACAGGAACUACACUAACUACAGCAACUACACUAACUACAGCUUCUACACCAACUACGACUACUACACCAACUACAGCAACUACACUAACUACACCAACUUCACCAACUACAACUACUACACCAACUACACCAACUACAGCAAUCACACUAACUGCACCAACUACAGCUACUACACAAACUACAGCAACUACAGUAACUACAUCAACUACACCAACUACACCAACUACAUUAACUACACCAACUACAGCAACUACAGCAACUACACCAACUACAGCAACUACAGCUACUACACCAACUACACUAACUACACCAACUACAGCUACUACACCAACUACAGUAACUACAGCAAUUACGUCAACUGCAGCUACUACACCUACUACAGCUACUACACUAACUACGCCAACUACACUAACUACAGCAACUACACUAACUACAGCAACUACACCAAGUACAGCUACUACAUUAACUACAGCUACUACACCAACUACAGCAACUACACUAACUACAGCAACUACACUAACGACAGCUACUACACCAACUACCGCUACUACACCAACUACAGCAAGUACACUAACUACACCAACUUCACCAACUACAACUACUAUAUCAACUACACCAACUAUAGCAACCACACUAACUACACCAACUACAGCUACUACACCAACUACAGCUACUACACCAACUACAGCAACUACAGCAACUACAUGAACUACAUCAACUACACCAACUACAUUAACUACACCAACUACACCAACUACAGCAACUACAGCUACUACACCAACUACACUAACUACACCAACUACAGCUACUACACAAAACUACAGUAACUACAGCAAUUACAUCAACUACAGCUACUACACCAAGUACAGCCACUACACUAACUACACCAACUACACUAACUACUGCAACUACACCAACUACAGCAACUACACCAACUACACCAACUACACCAACUACAGCAGCUACAGCUGCUACACCAACUACAUUAACUACACCAACUACAUUAACUACACCAACUACAGCAACUACAGGAACUACACCAACUACAGCAACUACACUAACUACACCAACUACAGCUACUACACCAACUACAGUAACUACAGCAGUUACAUCAACUACAGCUACUACACCAACUACAGCAACUACAGUAACUACAGCAACUACAGUAACUACAGCAACUACACCAACUACAGCUACUACACCAACUACACCAACUAGAGGAACUACAGCUACUACACCAACUACGGCAACUACACUAACUACAGGAACUACACUAACUACAGCAACUACACUAACUACAGCUACUACACCUACUACGGCUACUACACCAACUACAGCAACUACACUAACUACACCAACUUCACCAACUACAACUACUACACCAACUACACCAACUAUAGCAACCACACUGACUACACCAACUACAGCUACUACACCAACUACAGCUACUACACCAACUACAGCUACUACAGCAACUACAGCAACUACAGCAACUACAGCUACUACACCAACUACACUAACUACACCAACUACAGCUACUACACCAACUACACCAACUAUAGCAACCACACUGACUACACCAACUACAGCUACUACAGCAACUACAGCAACUACAGUAACUACAGCUACUACACCAACUACACUAACUACACCAACUACAGCUGCUACACCAACUACAUUAACUACAGCAACUACAUCAACCACAGCUACUACGCCAACUACAGCUACUACACUAACUACACCAACUAACUAA
Molecule: messenger RNA, 1942 nt
Organism: Porites lobata
Lineage: Eukaryota; Metazoa; Cnidaria; Anthozoa; Scleractinia; Poritidae
Source: the annotation of a GenBank genome assembly